Molecule: messenger RNA, 1584 nt
Organism: Pyrenophora tritici-repentis Pt-1C-BFP
Lineage: Eukaryota; Fungi; Ascomycota; Dothideomycetes; Pleosporales; Pleosporaceae
Product: DUF607 domain containing protein
Biological process (GO): mitochondrial calcium ion homeostasis; calcium import into the mitochondrion
Cellular component (GO): mitochondrial inner membrane; uniplex complex
Molecular function (GO): calcium channel activity; uniporter activity
Source: RefSeq, a predicted model, not a curated record
AUGAGGCACCGACUCUCCGCGCUGGCCUCGCUCCCGCGCGUCACGACAUUACCAUCAACACGCUGUGCGCCCUAUUUCGCACGCAAUUCCCCCAGUAUAUUAUCACGACAUGGCGCAUCCUCACGGCUUCAAAGUCUCGCAAACAGGUCGAGAGGCUUACGAACGCGUGCCGACAGUGUCAAGUACGGCGACUACAGCAACUCCAAUGCCAGACCUGCUUCAGAGCUAAAUGAGAAGAUUACACAAGAAGAGAAGGAUCAUUUUGCAAAGAAGCUGCAGGAGGACAAGGGAAAGCAAAUACGGACACCAUGGCAUAGAGAAGGAAGCGACACGCCGCCUGUCAAGCGGCAGAGGAGCGCUGGAGCGAUGACCAAGGGCAAACUACUCACCACACCCUCACGUAUGCUCAAGAUUAUCCUUCCACUAGUGACGACCGACCACAACACCGACCGCAAAGACAUCGAGCCGCUAGCACUCCUGGUACACCCACAACAACCCAUCUCCUACCUCGAACGAUUGAUACAAGCCGAGCUCCCUACCAUCAAGGACAAGGAUGGGCGUGAGAGACAGCCUAACGUAUACUUUCGUGCCGAAGACUCAAUGCAGGAAGAGGCAGAGCCCGAGGAAAUGGAGAGCACCCCAGUCAGCAUCGACAAGGAAAGUCUAAGCCAACAAGACGGCGAAGAGGACUUUGAGCAGGUCGACGAGAUCCGCAUUGACGGAAAGACGCAAAAGACCGGGAAGCUGAGCAGAGAUCGGAAGACACCGGAAGAGGCAGAGGAACUGCGAGGCGGACCCGGAAAAGGAGGGGUGGAAUCGUACUCGGGACAGGGUCACGAUGCGCCGGCGGAUAAGCAAGGAUCACGCAAGUUCGUACGAUGGUCUUCCUCAACCGAGAUUGGCGACUUUAUCAGAGAUGCCGCUCGAGGACAGGAAUUCGCUAUUGAGAUUGAAGGUGCGCCGCAAGAGAUCCGCGUAGGUGUUCCCAGCUUCGCAGACCGGACAUACUAUCUGCGCAUGCGUCUGCGGAAGACAUCGCGCAAGAUUAGUUCCAUGGCAGAUAUCAAGAAAGAGUGCGAUGACCUGGCCAAGAACGCAGCUAAGAACGUCGCAAGGGCUGGUUUCGCCGGCAUUGUAGGAUGGUGGUGUGUGGUUUACUACCUCACGUUCCAAACCGAGCUGGGCUGGGAUGUCAUGGAGCCCGUCACCUACCUUGUCGGUCUCUCCACACUUAUCGGCGGUUACGUAUGGUUCCUCUACCACAACCGCGAAGUUAGCUACCGCUCAGCCAUGAAUUUCACCGUGUCGCGUCGACAGCAAAAACUCUACCAACAACACAACUUCGACUUGCCCAAAUGGGAAGCGCUGAUUGAAGAUGGAAACGCGCUCCGAAAGGAGAUCAAGGCCAUUGCCAACGAGUACGAUGUCGAGUGGGACGAGCUGGACGAAGAGAAGGACGAGAAGGUGCAACAUGCGCUCAAGAAAGAGCGCAAGAGGAAAGAAGAUAAGAAGAAGGAGAAGGAUGAGGUGGAUGAGGAUGAACCGGAGCAUGAGGAGCCUAAAGAGAAGAAGGAUGACAAGUGA